AUGGACCAUGCAAGUGUGGUGCCCAGUAUAGCAUACCAUUUAUUGGAACAGAUGACAGAUGCGUUCUCUGAGGAUCAGGAACUUGGCAGAGGCACAUACGGAAAAGUCUAUCUGGGAUUGCGUGCGAAUGGGGAGAAGAUUGCUGUGAAGAUGCUUCAUCCCAUUCUAGGACUUGAUGAUGAGCUAUUUGAGAAGGAGUAUCACAACCUUGAAAUUCUCCAACACCAGAAUGUUGUGCGUUUAGUUGGCUAUUGCAAUCGGCGGGAGUAUGUGCCAUACAAUGGGAAAAUGGUUCUUGGUGAAGUGACACAUAGGGCGCUUUGCUUCGAGUAUAUGCAAAAUGGAAGCCUUAAUGAUUAUCUCUCUGAUGAAUCUAGUGGACAUGGUUGGCACACAUGCUACGCAAUAAUAAAAGGAAUUUCCAAGGGUUUGAAAUACCUUCAUGAGGAACUGGAACCUCCGAUGUUUCAUUUGGACUUAAAACCAGCCAACGUAUUGCUGGAUGAGAACUGCGUGCCUAAAAUUGGCGAUUUUGGAUUGUCAAGGCUAAUCGAUGAACGAACGCGUAUCACUACAAGUUCUGUAGGAACAAUGUAA
This is a messenger RNA of Triticum turgidum subsp. durum (durum wheat), 597 nucleotides long. NCBI's taxonomy places the organism in Eukaryota, Viridiplantae, Streptophyta, Magnoliopsida, Poales, Poaceae. The record is from the annotation of a GenBank genome assembly.